GAAAUGGAUGGGAUAUGUCAAUUUAUCAAGCAAGCACCAGUGACUCUUACACCAUGGUAAUGCGCACUUUAAAACAGUAGGUGGUGGUGUAGCAAUAUGUCGUGUCGUGAGCGAAGAAGACCACAAACAAACAUGGCGACCGCCGGGGACAACUCGGUAGGCAUGAAGAUGCUUCAAUUUCUCAAACUAAUCGGACAGCUUAAAAGGGUUCCUCGGACAGGCUGGGUGUACAGAGAGGUGAAGGAGCCAGAGAGUGUGUCAGACCACAUGUACCGCAUGGCCCUCAUGUCUCUCACCAUCACUGACCCCACGGUGGACAAGGACAGGUGCAUGAAGCUGUCUCUAGUCCAUGACAUGGCCGAGUGCAUCGUGGGAGACAUCGCCCCGCUGGACAACGUCAGUAAAGCUGAGAAACACAGGCGAGAGGAGGCAGCCAUGAGGCAGCUGAUAAGUUUCACUCCAGGCAGCGUUGGACAGGAGUUGUAUGGCCUGUGGGAGGAGUACAAAAACCAGAGCAGCCCCGAGGCCAGGCUGGUGAAAGAGUUUGACCGCCUGGAGAUGAUCCUGCAGGCUUACGAGUAUGAGGAGUUGGAGGGAACGCCGGGAAGGUUGCAGGAGUUUUUCGACUCCACUGAAGGUCAUUUCCAGCAUCCGGAUGUGCUUCAGCUCGUCAGCUCUUUGAACGACGAAAGGAAAAGUCAUAUGACACGUUCAGCAAAUAUCUCUGGGAAGUCGCAGCCGCAAGCUUCUUUACAUGCUUCGUGACCUAAAUCUAAAAGGUGGGGGCACAUAAUGCACACAUACAAUUCCAUUAAAAAAAAAAAGUUAAAAUGAUACAAAGUCUCCUAUUUAUUUUUAAAGGGGAAGACUACAUUAGACUUCAAUGUACAAAUUGUACGUUAUUUUGUAUUAACACUUUAUUGUUGACAGAUCAGGUUAAAACUAGUUGAGAAAGUAAUGACACGCAGUUAAAACAAUCCUAUCGCUGUCUUUAAUAAAGUUUUUUCAAAUUAUAAGACAGGUCCUGAGAGUCACUUUUAUUUCAACAUGUAAAAGACGGUUACCUUCAAAUGUUGACAUGAAAAUACAUCUCAGCAAACAAUAGGAAAAAGGAUAUGACAAUGUUCUUCCGCCCGAUUGUAGCUGAGAUAGGCUCCAGCGCCCUGUGACCCCAAAAGGGAUAAGCGGUAGAAAAUGGAUGGAUGGAUAUGACAAUGUUAAAUACAUUUACACUAUACAAUGUGUGCCGGCCCUGCGAUGAGGUGGCGACUUGUCCAGUGUGUACCCCGCCUACCGCCCAAAUGCAGCGGAGAUAGGCUCCAGCGACCCCGAAAGGGACAAGUGGUAGAAAAUGGAUGGAUGG
Messenger RNA from Entelurus aequoreus (snake pipefish), 1363 nucleotides. Its product is annotated as 5'-deoxynucleotidase HDDC2-like. The coding region runs from base 97 to 765 and encodes 222 amino acids. The record is from RefSeq and is a predicted model, not a curated record. NCBI's taxonomy places the organism in Eukaryota, Metazoa, Chordata, Actinopteri, Syngnathiformes, Syngnathidae. Gene Ontology annotation, cellular component: cytoplasm. The transcript has 6 exons. Gene Ontology annotation, molecular function: 5'-deoxynucleotidase activity.